AUGCCGAGUGUGACAGUGAAGGAUGUCAACCAGCAGGAGUUCGUCAGGGCUCUGUCCGCCUUCCUCAAGAAGUCUGGCAAACUGAAGGUCCCGGAGUGGGUCGACACUGUGAAGCUUGCCAGGCACAAGGAGAUGGCUCCCUGUGAUGACAACUGGUUUUACACCAGAGCAGCGUCCACAGCCCGUCACCUGUACCUGCGAGGAGGGGUGGGCGUCGGCUCCAUGAUCAAGAUCUACGGAGGGCGUCAGAGGAACGGCGUGUGCCCCGCCCACUUCAGCGUGGGCUCCAGGAACGUGGCGAGGAAGGUCCUCCAGGCCCUGGAGGCCCUCAAGAUGGUGGAGAAGGACCCCAGUGGUGGACGGAGACUUACCCCUCAGGGCCAGAGAGAUCUGGACAGGAUCGCUGGUCAGGUCGCCUCAGCAAACAAGAAGCAGCAAAGUUUACAAAGCGGCGUCUGA
Limanda limanda (common dab) is the source of this 459-nucleotide messenger RNA. RefSeq names its product small ribosomal subunit protein eS19. Gene Ontology annotation, molecular function: structural constituent of ribosome; RNA binding. The transcript is spliced from 5 exons. Bases 1 to 459 code for a protein of 152 amino acids. The record is from RefSeq and is a predicted model, not a curated record. Gene Ontology annotation, cellular component: ribosome; cytosolic small ribosomal subunit. Gene Ontology annotation, biological process: ribosomal small subunit assembly; translation. Lineage: Eukaryota; Metazoa; Chordata; Actinopteri; Pleuronectiformes; Pleuronectidae.